Rhineura floridana is the source of this 2065-nucleotide messenger RNA. Its product is annotated as basigin-like. Gene Ontology annotation, molecular function: cell-cell adhesion mediator activity. Lineage: Eukaryota; Metazoa; Chordata; Lepidosauria; Squamata; Rhineuridae. The transcript has 8 exons. Gene Ontology annotation, biological process: axon guidance; homophilic cell-cell adhesion; dendrite self-avoidance. The record is from RefSeq and is a predicted model, not a curated record. Gene Ontology annotation, cellular component: axon; plasma membrane. Bases 43 to 1005 code for a protein of 320 amino acids.
UCCCCCCUUCGGCCGCUUCCGUGCUCUGAUUGGCUCGCCUGCAUGCCCUUCACCCCUCGCGUAGCACCCCCGCAGACGAGUUCCCCCGGCCCCUCUCCGCUCUCCAACCGCCCUGCAGAGCGAGCGCCCCGCGGCCACGUCGGUGUCGGUCGUAUCAAGCCGCAGAAGAGCCAGGCGGGGAAAGCAGCCAUGGGCGCCAGGUUGGAGAUGCUGGUGUGGGGCGCCUUCCUCGGCGCUGUCGUCGGGGUCGCCUCUGGGGCGGGGCCCCAGAUCUCAGCCACUCCCGAGGUGACUGCGGGAUCCAACGUGAUCAUUUCCUGCAACAUCAGUGAACCACGGACUACCGCCAAAGGCUACUGGAUGAAGGGGGAAACGAAGCUUGAUUCAAAUGAGACUACGCCGGAAUUUACCUCCUACUUGAUCCCGAAAGUGGAUCACGAGACCUCAGGGGAAUACCAUUGCAUCUUUGACACAGUGCCCCCUUUGAAAGGGACCGUGUACGUGAAAGUCAAGCCGCACGUGGUCGCCUACAAGAAGUCAGAGCACGGGAACGAGGGGGACAUGGGGCUGCUGACGUGCAAGAGCACUUCCUACCCUGCUGUCACCCACUGGCGUUGGUUCAAGGUGGAGGGCGAGGCCUUCCAGCUCAUCGUCAAUGGCUCCGAGGAACGGUUCUUCAUUCAAUCUGAAGGCAACAAGACAGAACUGCGGAUUGUCUCCCUAAACCUUCAGAAGGACCCGGGCGAGUACUUGUGCAACGGCACCAACGACCUGGGCGAAGGGAGCGCUCUGGUGGGCCUGCGGGUGCGCAGCCGCCUGGCAGCCCUGUGGCCGUUCCUGGGGAUCGUGGCCGAAGUGCUAGUCCUCGUCACAAUUAUCUUCAUCUAUGAGAAGAGGAGGCAGCCCAACCAGGUCCCUGAUGAUGACGAUGGAGGUUCCGCCCCACUGAAAAGCAAUGCCACAAAUUAUCAGGACAAGAACGUGCGCCAGAGGAACGCAAAUUAAGCAGAGGACAAGGUGACAUGACAGCUAAGCAGAUCGCUUCGGUGUACCUUCCACCCGUACUGUGCGGUAGCACCAAGAAUAUUCUAGCGCAUCGUCGCAAAGAUCAAUUCACUUCACUUUUUAAGAGAAAGUUAAAAUCGUAGAGUAAAAGAUUUCUUCUUCUUUUUUAAAAAAAGGAACAAAACCCAGUCUUUUUUUACCCAUAAGUUUUAACACUCCCCCUAUUGUUUCGUGUGGUUUUAUUUCUGGUCCUUUUUGCCACAAUUCUCACUGUUGAGCCUCGGGUGUUGGGGAGGGAACUUAGGAAAAGAAAAUCCAUGCGACGGAAGGUGUGUUUGAAGGGACAGCUAAGGUCCACCUUCCUCUCUUGGCCUCCCUGCCACCCCCGAGUCAGUGGCUUCUUUCUCUAGCUGCAAACCACAGGAGGAGCUGCUGAAAAGUGGUCCCACUUCAACGGGGCAGUAGAGUGAGGCUUGUCUCCCAACCCUUUUUUUAAGAAUGACUCUCAAGUUUGGGAAGGACACCAUGCCCGGUGGUCAGCAACUCGCUUGGCCAGGAUAAGACGGAGGGAGCGAAAGGCAAAGGGAGAAAGCUUUGUAUCUCCUUCUGUCACAAAAAAUCUCUUUUGACCCCUUGCAGCUUUCUCCUGUGACCCCUUUCCACCCUACAAAAAAGUACGUACAUAUAAUUGUGCCAUGGAGGCUCAGAAGUGAGCAGCAAUUUCCUCUCCCUGUUCCCUCAAAGCUUGAAGCCAGAGCUGGGCUGGGGGGUUGCUGACGCAUUUAAUUUCCUUUUCAUCUGUUGCUGCUGGUGGUGGCACUGUUGUGGGGCUGGCAGAUAGUGGGGGGUGUUAAAUGGCUUCUUCCACUUGCCCAGGGGUCUGCAGCGGCUAGGACCAGGACACCCCCAAGUACCUGGGCCAUUCUCAUUCAGUGGCUCUCCAGAGCCUGAAAGGAGAAGAGAUUCACGGGGCGGCCCCCUUUGUGCGGAUACUGUUGGAAAUAGUUUUGCUUGUUUCAAAACGAGCUCCAAAUAAAGCAGACUCACUUUUUUCCCCCUC